AUGGGAUCUAAUCGCAAUUACGACUACCUUAUCAAACUCCUCCUCAUAGGCGACUCAGGCGUGGGUAAAUCCUGCUGCCUGCUACGCUUCAGCGAAGACUCCUUCACGCCCUCCUUCAUCACCACCAUCGGCAUCGACUUCAAGAUCCGGACGAUUGAGUUGGAUGGCAAGCGCGUGAAGCUGCAGAUAUGGGAUACCGCGGGCCAGGAGCGCUUCCGGACGAUCACGACGGCGUAUUAUCGCGGCGCGAUGGGGAUAUUGUUGGUGUAUGAUGUUACGGAUGAGAAGAGCUUUAACAACAUCCGAACAUGGUUCUCCAACGUCGAACAACACGCCACCGAAGGCGUCAACAAGAUCCUCAUCGGCAACAAAUGCGACUGGGAAGAGAAGCGCGCGGUUUCCACUGAGCAAGGCCAAGCGCUCGCCGACGAGCUCGGCAUCCCCUUCAUGGAGGUCUCGGCCAAGAGCAACAUCAACGUCGAAAAGGCCUUUUUCAGCCUCGCGAGCGAUAUCAAGAAACGCAUCGUCGACACGCAACAACCGCAGGCGCAGCAGCAACAGAGCGGUGUGCAAGUCGGCCAGGGCGGUGGAGUGGCUGGCGGAUUAGGCAAGAACUGUUGUUAA
Messenger RNA from Saxophila tyrrhenica, 624 nucleotides. It is a transcript of the gene SEC4, whose product is annotated as GTP-binding protein. The record is from RefSeq and is a predicted model, not a curated record. The transcript has 3 exons. Gene Ontology annotation, biological process: protein localization to plasma membrane; protein secretion; regulation of exocytosis. Gene Ontology annotation, molecular function: GTP binding; GTPase activity. Gene Ontology annotation, cellular component: plasma membrane; endosome. Bases 1 to 624 code for a protein of 207 amino acids. NCBI's taxonomy places the organism in Eukaryota, Fungi, Ascomycota, Dothideomycetes, Mycosphaerellales, Extremaceae.